AAAUGUUUCGCUGCCUGUGUGUCCCACAGGUAAAGGGUUUCGACAGUUCAGUCAACCACAUUGCAGCAAGCCCCCUCCCCCCCUCCCGCCUCAAGAAGCUCGAUCCGGAGGGAGCCACUGGAUCCAGGGGUGAUCGCAGGAGGCCGGAACGUCAGCACCUUUGCAGAAUCACAUAAAACAGAAGAUGGCUCGUGUUGGACGACCUUCGCUUUUCUUGAUCCACACAGGAUUCCUGUUAGCCAUCGUUUUACUACCAGAGUUUCUGGGGGCCGUUCCAGUGGAGCAGCGCGGGGAGGAGGAAGUACCCGACGUGUCUGCUGGUGUUGUGGAGACGCCUCUGGUUCGCAGCAGAAGGAACGCCCCCGUCUUUGCCUUGCCUCAGUACCAGCGCCUGCCGGACUUCUGGGGAUGGUACAAGUACUUCAUGCAGAGCCACAACCAGGAGGGAAUUGAGGAUCUGGAUCGUCUGUACGUGGCCUACCUGCAGAACAAGCACAGGUCAGAGGAGGACCCAACUUUCAACCACUACCUCAAGCACCUCAGUGAAAUCUACAAGUCGUGUGCCGAUUCCGACGACCCGGAGUGCAUCUCCGAGUCCACCAGCAAGCCCAAGGCUACGUUGGUGAUGCCCGCCCCCAUCAAGUCCGCUGCUGUCAGGAUGUGCAACCCUUACCUCGACCCCUACUGCCUCUUCCCCCUUGUCCCCCAUGCUGCUGCCCCGGAGCCCGUGCCAGCUCCAGCUAAGGUACCAGCCCCCAUCCUCACUCCCAUGCUGCCCAUGCCCCUGAAGAGCCCCACCGGCUUCUACUACUACGCCCCCGUCCUGGAGCCUUUCUUGAGCGCCGAGCAGAGGUCCGAGCUGUUGAGGAUCUGCAGGCCUGAAGACGUGGAGUGUCUGCAGUAUCAUCUGAGAGCAGCUUACGGCUACCGCCCAGCCGCCGGGCCGGCGCCAUCCUACGCCGCGCUCAAAUGCGACCCUCGGGAUCCCUACUGCAUGCCCCCCCUGGUGCACAAAGCCCCCACUGGCUUCUACCACCUGCUCUACCCGAGCUGUGACCCAGCGGUGGAUCCCCUGUGCGCGGCCAACGUUGCUGCUCCCGCCCCGCUUGCCGCAGGGGAGGCCCCCAAAGAGCAACACUGCAACCCGCUCUUCGAUGGCGGCUGCAACCCUCUGACCGCCACCAAGCUGUCCGGUCUCACCAAGCCCGUGCUGGAGUACAUGCCCCAGGACGAGCCCGCACGUCCCGCCGCUCCACUGGUCUGCGAUCCUCGCGAGAACCCGCUGUGCAUACUGACGGCCGCCGCCGCCCUGCGCAGGCCCGCUGAGCACCAGGUCCGCUACAAGCUGGGCAUCCGCGGCAAGACCAGGGACGGCCACGACUGCUACGUGCACUAUGACAAAGACUGCACGCCGCUGGAGCCCGGCUCCGAGGCGGACGCCGGGGCCCCGGCCAAGCCCUUCUGCCAUCCGUUUGACCCCAGCUGCGCCAAGUUUGCCGCGCCUGCCAGCGUCGAGGCCCCGAAGCCAGGCAAAGGCGGCAUAAUCCUGCCCGACCCCGACUGCGACCCCGAGCUCGACUACAACUGCCGACUGCGCCGCGCCACCCGGGCUGCGGCAGGAGAAGAGAAAGCUGCCGGGGAAGCCUCCGUUUCACGUUUCGAUGAGUUCCUCAGGGGCGUCAUGAGCCAGCACAAGUAGAAAUAAAGAAGAAAUAACCACAGAUUCGGCAUCUGCUAGACGAUCGACCCGGCAGAAGUGGGGCGCACUCCGUCGUCUCUCAUGGACUUCACGCAGCGCGGCCAGUCACCACGUCAUCAAUUAAUCAGUUACAUAACUGUUAUAUCAAUCAGCUUUUAGAUAGAGAAUCAGAUUUUCCCAGAAAAUUCCCAGAAAUUUUCCCAGAAAGUUUUUAAUAAAAAGGGAAUAAUUCAACAUAGAACAUGUGGAGCUUGUGUAUUAAAUACUUUGUGUGUGUAUGUUUGUAGAAAAGAGUUGUAUGUAUAGAUGUGAUAGAUUAGGGGUAGUUUCAAUCUGUGUCAGUGGGAAAGAAUUUUUUUCUGUUGUACAUUCGCUGUUUUCAACUAUUUAAUGUUUUUCACAUUUUUCUGUAACUCUAAACCUCACAAUGCUUCAUCUGUUUCAUUUUUAUGAAGUUCUAAGUAAAAGAAAAGAUCUGAAAAACGUCA
Molecule: messenger RNA, 2187 nt
Organism: Gasterosteus aculeatus aculeatus (three-spined stickleback)
Lineage: Eukaryota; Metazoa; Chordata; Actinopteri; Perciformes; Gasterosteidae
Gene: and2
Product: actinodin2
Source: RefSeq, a predicted model, not a curated record